Messenger RNA from Dendronephthya gigantea, 938 nucleotides. RefSeq names its product leukocyte receptor cluster member 1 homolog. The record is from RefSeq and is a predicted model, not a curated record. The transcript has 9 exons. The coding region runs from base 95 to 865 and encodes 256 amino acids. Lineage: Eukaryota; Metazoa; Cnidaria; Anthozoa; Malacalcyonacea; Nephtheidae.
GUUGGAUUUCAGUGACAGUGGAAAACGUACUAAUAAGUUGUAAUUGUUUGGAAAAAAUAUGAUUUAACGGUUGAUUUUAUAGGUCGUAUUUGCAAUGAAUAUUUUGCCAAAAAAGAGUUGGCAUGUUAGAAACAAAGAUAACAUUGCCAGGGUUCGUCGAGAUGAAGAGAAUGCCAGAUUAGAAGAGGAAAAACUUGCAAAAAGAGCAGCUUUGGCCGAACAGGAAUCAAGAACGAAAUUGUUACGUGAUAGAGUAAAGAAUGACUUCGGUGAAUCCAGUUCUAUAGAGAGUUCAGUAUCUACGUCAUUAGUAUCUUAUAAUGAACCAAGACAUAUCAACCUAUUCACUGAGCAAGAAACAAGCUCUGGGGGUGCAACAACAAAUAUAGAAUAUGAAGCUGAAAAAAAAGCUGAGCAAGAGAAGAAAGAAAAAGCACUGGGAAUAUUGAAGUAUCUUGGUCAAAGCACCAGUGAAGACCCCAAACCUUGGUAUCUUCAGAAGAAUGAGAAAAAAGAAGAACAAAGUCAAGAUGUUGACAAAAAAAACAAGCUGGAUCCUUUAAUCAAGAUGAAUAGUUUCUUGGACCAAAGGAAACAAAGUAGAUCUGAGAAGAAACAAAGGAAAGAAAAGAAAAAACACAAGGAGAGAGUCAAGUCCAAAAAAAAGACACUGGCAGAUUUGAGGGAAGAAAGACUUCAGAGAGAAAAAUCAGAAAGGUUGCGAGCUGAAAAACUAAUUAAAGACAAAAAGGAAGGAAAAUCCAACCAGAUGGAGGAUGACCCAUACAAAGACAGCUACUACUCACAAUACAACCCAGACUUGGCUAAGAAACCAAAGUGGAAUAAAAGACAUCAUCCAUAUUAGACAAUGUGUUAAUAGAAGAUAAACCUAUGUUUGUCAAGGUGGGACAUAAUGAGAAGUGGUCAACAAAUUGCUG